Messenger RNA from Zingiber officinale, 3813 nucleotides. RefSeq names its product homoserine kinase-like. Gene Ontology annotation, biological process: L-threonine metabolic process. NCBI's taxonomy places the organism in Eukaryota, Viridiplantae, Streptophyta, Magnoliopsida, Zingiberales, Zingiberaceae. The record is from RefSeq and is a predicted model, not a curated record. The transcript has 5 exons. Gene Ontology annotation, molecular function: homoserine kinase activity; ATP binding. Bases 160 to 1287 code for a protein of 375 amino acids.
UGUGCCGAAAGAUUUUUGGGCCACGCUAUAAUAUAUCAGGUUUGAUUAGUGGCACAAUUCCUACGUGCAAUCUGACUCACUAGCCAAAUUGCGAGCGCAUAACCCGUCGAUCAACCCUAACCUGCCACCAUCCUCUCCCACUCCCGCCCUCGACCACUAAUGGCGACGGCAGCCACUCCCACCAGGACCUUCCCUCCGACCAGGACUCCACUUAACCGGACCCGCCCGUUCUCCCACUUCUCCCGCCUCCGGUGCUACGCCGGUGCUAAAGCCCCGAUUUUGACCGCCUCCAACCUCACCGACCCCUCCCCAGCGUUCCGAUCUCUCACGGCCUUCGCUCCCGCCACCGUAGCCAACCUCGGCCCCGGUUUCGACUUCCUCGGUUGCGCCGUCGGUGGUGGCCUCGGCGACACCGUCACCGUCUCCGUCGACCCCGCAGUCGCGCCAGGUACUCUCUCGAUCGCCGAGAUCUCUGGAUCCUCUUCUGCCUCCAAGCUCCGGCGUGACCCGCUAUGGAACUGCGCCGGCAUAGCCGGUAUAGCCGCGAUGCGCAUGCUCGGCGUCCGCUCCGUCGGCCUCUCCCUGUCUCUUCACAAGGGCCUCCCGCUCGGUAGCGGCCUCGGCUCCAGCGCUGCUUCCGCCGCCGCCGCGGCGCUCGCCGUCAGCGAACUCUUCGGCGGCCGCCUGACCCCUGACGAACUCGUUCUCGCCGGGCUCGAGUCGGAGAAGAAGGUAAGUGGCUACCACGCUGACAAUGUGGGGCCUUCGAUCUUGGGAGGCUUCGUCUUGAUCCGGAGCUACGACCCGUUUGAGAUCAUCCAGCUGGAAUUCCCACAUGACCGGGAUCUCUUUUUCGUGCUGGUGAGCCCCGAGUUCGAGGCGCCCACCAAGAAGAUGAGGGAAGCAUUGCCGGCAAACAUCCCAAUGAAGGACCAUAUCCGGAACUCGAGUCAAGCCGCAGCCUUGGUGGCUGCUGUGGUGCAAGGCAAUGUGAGGGUUCUCGGAUCUGCAAUGGCAGCGGAUGCAAUCGUUGAGCCGAGGAGAGCUCCCCUAAUUCCGGGGAUGGUGAGUGUGAAGAAGGCAGCAAUGGAGGCAGGUGCCUUUGGUUGCACCAUCAGUGGCUCCGGGCCGACUGCUGUAGCAGUCAUCGAUGAGGAGGAGAAAGGAAAUGAGAUCGCGUCGAGGAUGGUGGAGGCUUUCGCCAAGGAGGGUAAUCUCCAAUCCAUUGCAACUGUGGCCAAGCUUGAUAGAGUUGGGGCAAGGGUCAUUGGAACAGAAGCAGCCUAAAACAAACAGAAUGUUCAGGGUUGGCCUCUGCUUAACGGGGAGGUUUGAGCACACGGGAGAUGAGUUCCAAGCAAUAAAGAAGUGUCAAUCCUUUGAUUCUUACCAGCAAAGAUCAGCUGCAGUUGUAACAGGGUAUUACAAGCCUGGUGAGAUUGUCAUUUUCCUACUAGCAUAUUAUCACUUUGAUUUAGUGUUUUGAAUUGUAGUUUAUCUGGCGGUGAAAUAACUUUUUGCUUCAAGCCUUCUUGUGUGAUGAUGUCUACUGUAUCUAUUUGUACUUGUUUUAACUGCAAGCUCUGUUAUUUCUCUUUCCCUUUUCUUGAAGCACACUUGUGUUUUGACAAGGAGAUAGGCUAUCGUUAAUCACUCAUCUCCACCAAACAUUAAAUCAUCAUCAAUUGUCAUCAUCGUUUGUAGUUUUGAUUGUUCAUGGAUCAUCAUCGACUAUUAGGUCUGAUUGUUAAAUAUUUGUUAGCCAUUGAUUCCCAUUGCUAGUUUGUUAAAAGGACCAUUAAGUUUCAUUUUCGCUCUACUAGAAAACCUCAGCUGGUUAAACCUGUUUUGCCAACUCUAGAGUAAGAAAUGCAACGGAAAUAAAAACACGUAUAAUACAUAAAUACCAUGAAAAGAUAAGAAUGUGAUUGGUGGCGCCGGGGAGGAUCUCAACCAGAAGAAAUCAAGGCCAUUGCGUAAUGCAGCCAGUAGUUUGGAGCCAGGGGUUUGUGUUGCGGAUAAGAAUGCGGUGACCGAAACGAAGGAGCAGAACAAAGCUGUUGGAUUCACAUUUUCAAGGAGAUAUCAGGAUAUUGUCGAAGUAAUUCAUGAGAUAAAGAAGCAGUCUGAUGGUACAUCUGCUACAGCUGAUCGCCAAACUGUUUGAAGUGGGAAAAUUUUUCUAUCACCACAAAAAAUCUGAAUAUAAAGUUUCUGCAAGGAUGAUUUGUGGUUUGUCUCCUCUUUCAACCUCAAAAAUUGAUGAUCUUUUGGUGUUUGAGGAAGAUGAGGCAAUUGGCACUGGAUAACUUUCAUCAACUCUACAGAAGAUUUACAAUUGGGAAUUAAAACUCCUUGAGGAAGUCAUGGCCGAGGAAAAGAUGAGGGUUUUAUACAAUAGAAAAUGUAAGCAGCUGAAUCCACUAAGUAAAAUGGGUGCAGAGGCUGAAAAGCUGGAGUCAGUUGAAGUGUUCAUCAGAAAGCUAUCUGUAAGGAUACAAAUAGCCAUACAGAUAGUAUGCUCAAUUUCAAGUAAAAUCAAUCAAGUCAGGGAUGAAGAGUCGUAUCCGCAAGUUAUUGAACUUAUCCAUGGAGUAAAGCUGAACGACCAUAUGGAUGAAAUAAAACGACUGGAGAUGGCCACAGUUGAUUUGGCAGCUCAUUUUUCUGAUUGGGUCACUGCUCAAAGGAGCUACCUCAAAUCCUUGAACGAUUGGCUUAUGAAGAAACAGAUGAUGACAUUGCUGCUCCUUUUCCGCUUGGGAAAUUAGGUGCACCUUCUAUUUUCGUCGUCUGCAACUACUGGUCCAAGAGUGUAGAUGUCAUAUCGGAAAGGAAUGUUGUCGGUGCAAUGAAGGCUUUUGCUCAUAUUGUUUUUAAGUUAUGGCAACAGCACAGCCUCGAGCAAUGACUUUAAUAACAAAGUCUGAUAAUAAGAGAUAUGGAUAGCAAGCUAAAAUGAGCAACUAAUGGUCAAGCAUAAGAAUAAGUUAAUGCCGAUAUCCAGUGAGAUCGAUAUAUCAGUUCCUGAACAUGCACAUCAUGGUUCCACUAUGAUUAGUUUUCAAUCAAGCCUCAGACACAUUUUUGAAGCCAUGGAAAACUUCGCUGCUAGUUAUGCAAAAGUAUACAAGGAGCACGUUUUGAAGGAUAGAUGAGUGAGCUGACAUGAAACGUUUGCCAUUUCAUUGCAAUUCGAUUAGAACCGGAAGAGUUAGCAGGUGGCAUCCCAAGCGACGACAAGCUUCACUGUCUAGUGGCAUCUGGUUGUGGGGAGGAGAUGGACAAUUCCAACCGGCACAAACAUUGUGGAUAUUAUUUAUAACUUUGGAUUACUAUCUUCCUAUCUCAGGCAAGCAAGUGGUACUGAUAUGUCGAGAGCAACUUAUAGGACUUUUCAUCACUUUUUGGGCAAGACCUUAUCAAAAGCUGUGAAGUAGUGAAAGUUUUUUGAAAAUGCCAUCGAUGCUGGUACUUGCUGCUGCUCUCCUGAAACAUCACCAAACUGCACUGGCCCCUGUUUCGAAACACUUGUCGGCCGAUCGGCCGAAGCUGUGAGAUGCUCAUGAUGCUGGGGUUGGAGCAGUGUUAGUUCUCAUGACCACUAGCACCAAGGUGCUGUUGUGCACGAUGCUAAAGAGCAUAGGACAUGAUAAGUUCACGAGUAUCCAUCGCUUUCAUGGUCACUUCUAAUUCUAUUGUCACUUCUAAUUCUAUUGAUCUUCCCAACCAUGGCACGAAGCAAAAGCUUAGUGAUGUACAUUUGAUAUCUGUAUUGAGGAUCGCUAAUAUCUAAGCUUGUUAAUUCAUUAA